Drosophila busckii is the source of this 561-nucleotide messenger RNA. Its product is annotated as zinc finger protein 513-like. Gene Ontology annotation, biological process: regulation of gene expression. The record is from RefSeq and is a predicted model, not a curated record. The coding region runs from base 1 to 561 and encodes 186 amino acids. NCBI's taxonomy places the organism in Eukaryota, Metazoa, Arthropoda, Insecta, Diptera, Drosophilidae. Gene Ontology annotation, cellular component: nucleus. The transcript has a single exon.
AUGGAGGAGGCGGAAGCUAAAAAAUCCAUUGCAACGAAAAAAGAAAAAUCGAGAAAAUCUCAUAGCUGUCCACACUGUAACUAUAAAACCAACCGCGGCUACAAUGUUUCUCGGCAUCUUGCCAGGCAUCUGGAGCGACCACCACCAGAACUGCAAUACAUGUGCAGUUAUAAUAAAUGCAACUUUAGUACCUUACGCUGGGACAACCUUAUGCGUCACAAGCAGAGAAUGCAUAAUGAAAGGAAAAGUCCAGUACCUGAGAUGAGAACACCUGAGCCGGAGGAAAUGAUAUCAGUGGGUCACGAAAUUGUCGUAGAGGUGCCGCGUGUUACUAGAAAUAACCAUGCGGCUGGCAAGCGAGUGCAGUAUGAAUGCAACAAGUGUACAUAUCGCACGGAUCGUGCUUACAACAUAAAGCGGCACGUGGCCAAGCACGCGGAGGAGAACUCCAACGGAUUGCUGCUCCAUGUCUGCGUCAUUUCUGGCUGCUGCUUUAGCACGCCACGCUGGGACAAUCUUUGUCGGCAUGUAAAGCGCAUUCAUCAGCAGGUCCUAUCCUAA